Messenger RNA from Mesitornis unicolor (brown roatelo), 2204 nucleotides. RefSeq names its product sema domain, immunoglobulin domain (Ig), short basic domain, secreted, (semaphorin) 3G (gene SEMA3G). The record is from RefSeq and is a predicted model, not a curated record. Gene Ontology annotation, molecular function: semaphorin receptor binding; chemorepellent activity. Gene Ontology annotation, biological process: axon guidance; neural crest cell migration; positive regulation of cell migration. NCBI's taxonomy places the organism in Eukaryota, Metazoa, Chordata, Aves, Mesitornithiformes, Mesitornithidae.
AGCUCCUGGGCACCAACCGUUCUAUCCUCUUCUUUGGCCGCCGAGGCUUCCUGGGCUUCCACUCCCUCUACCUGGAUGAGUACCGCGACCGGCUCUUCAUUGGGGGGAAGGAUGUGCUCUACUCCCUGCUCCUGGAUGGGGGCAAAGCAGAUGCCAAGGAGAUCUACUGGCCACCCCUCCCUGGGCAGACAGAGGAGUGUUUUCGGAAGGGGAAGGACCCAGGGACCGACUGUGCCAACUACAUCCGCGUGCUGCACCCCUACAACCGGACACAUUUGCUGGCCUGUGGGACAGGCGCCUUCCACCCUGUCUGCACCUUCGUCUAUGUGGGACACCGCGGCGAGCACGCCUUCAGCCUGGACCUUGCCAGCGUGGACACCGGCCGGGGCAGGUGCCCGCAUGAGCCCAGCCGUGCUUUCGCCAGCACCGUCAUUGGAGGGGAGCUCUACACUGGCCUCACUGCGGAUUUCCUGGGCCGCGAUCCCGGUAUCUUCCGCAGCAUGGGGACCCGCUCUGCCCUGCGCACCGAGGUGGAUCAGCGCUUAUUGAAUGAUCCCAAAUUCGUGGCAGCCCACUUGAUCCCAGACAACAAUGACCAAGAUAACGACAAAGCCUAUUUCUUCUUCACGGAGAAGGUGGUGGAGAUGGACAGCAAGGAGCACGCCAUCGUCAGCCGAGUGGCGCGGGUCUGCGUGAAUGAUGCUGGAGGCCAGAGGGUGCUGGUCAACAAGUGGAGCACCUUCAAUAAAGCCCGACUGGUGUGCUCCGUCCCUGGCCCUGGUGGCAUUGACACCCACUUUGAUGAGCUGGAGGAUGUCUUCUUGCUGAGGACGAAGGAUGGAAAGAGCCCGGAGAUCUACGCCCUCUUCAGCACCGUCAGCCAUGUCUUCCAGGGCUUCGCCAUCUGCGUGUAUCACAUGGCCGACAUCCGGGAAGUCUUCAAUGGGCCCUUUGCCCACCGGGACAGCCCCCACCACCAGUGGAGUGCCUACGAGGGCAGGGUGCCCUACCCACGGCCGGGUGUGUGUCCCAGCAAGACCACCAACCAGCCCCGGCGGCAGUACGGCUCCACCAAGGACUUCCCCGAUGAGGUGCUGCACUUUGCCCGCGCUCACCCCCUCAUGUACAAGCCCGUGUAUCCCCGGCACCGCCGGCCCCUCCUGGUGAAGACUGACCUGCCCCACCGCCUGCGCCAGAUCGUGGUGGACCGGGUGGAGGCUGAGGACGGGCAGCACAACGUCCUCUUCCUCGGGACGGACGCUGGCUCAGUGCUGAAGGUGGUGGUCCUGCAGAAGACAAGCUCAGCUGCGGCCGAGGAAGUCAUCCUGGAAGAGCUGCAGGUUUUUAAGGCGCCCGUGCCCAUCACCCAGAUGGAGAUCUCCGUCAAACGCCAAAUGCUCUACGUGGGCUCCAGCCUGGGAGUGGCCCAGGUUCGGCUGCACCGGUGUGAGACUUACGGCACGACCUGCACCGAGUGCUGCCUGGCCAGGGAUCCCUACUGCACCUGGGAUGGCGCUGCCUGCAUCCGCUACCAGCCCUCUGGCAAGCGCCGCUACCGCCGCCAGGACGUCCACCACGGCAACCCCGUCCACCAGUGUCUGGACCAGAACCUGACUGUGGACGAUUUUGAGAGCGUUGAGGAGAAGGUGCUUUACGGGGCGGAGGACAACAGCACCUUCCUGGACUGCACGCCCCGCUCCCCGCAGGCCAGCGUGCAGUGGUUCGUGCAGAGGCCCCCCAGUGAGCAGCGAGAUGAGGUGAAGACAGACGAGCGGAUCCGCAUCUUCCGCAAGCUGCACCGCCACGACGCUGGCGUCUACUACUGCAAGACGCUGGAGCACGGCUUCACCCAGACAGUGGCCAAGACGGCCCUGGAGGUGAUCACCAGCGAGCAGCUGGCACACACCUUCCCCCGGCACUGGUGGGAUGAGCCCCCCCGUCCACUUUGCCCUGAGCCCCGGUUAGGGUCACAGCCUCCCAAAACCUGGUUCAAGGACAUCAUGCACCUCAUCAGCUCACAAAACCUGCGGCGGGUGGAGGAGUACUGCACCCGUCUCUGGUGCAGCAGCCGCCCCCACCACCGCAAGAGCAAGCUGGCCCAGACCAAGCAUGCCCUGGCCGGCAUGGACAUGGGCAAGAAGAGACGGGAGGCCAAGCCCUAUGGCGAGCGGAACCGCGUUCCCCGGCAAGUGGCGGCCACUUAG